AACACAUGACUUCUACUUAUUUUUGACACAAAUGGAACCCUUUCAUUUUUGACACAAAUGGAACCCCAUAUAAAUAUGGCGGCGAAGCGACGUAGAAGCCUCUUAUGCGUUUGCUCUUCUAAUGUGUCUAUGCUCUAUGAUAGCAAAGGGAUCUGAUCAUGCCUGUGAAAGCUGCAUACUGGUCGUGAGGAAUCUAACAUACAAUACUGAGAAUGAUGACAAGGUGUAGCUGGGAAUACCUCGAACACAAAGGAGCUUCUUUGUUUAUGGUUUAAGCUAAGCUAAUGACCCUCUGGGGUGAAUUUGUGAUCUACUUAAGAGUAUUCAAAUCUGGUGUUAAGUUAAGAGACGUUUUUGCGUGUCUGUAAUGGACAGCAGCAACAUUUAUGUUCGAGAAAGAGGCAACCUUCGUCGUGUGAGUGACAUUAUUCUGGCACAACCAAAAACACCACCGUCAUCAUCAUGCAGGAGGACGAAUCCGUUUGUGCUGAGGAAGGAGCAUUUCAUUUUCACCUACAACGAGGAAGGAAGUCUGAGAUACACCACUAAAUCCCUCUUUGACAUCACUCUGCUGUUCGUUACUGACAACAUCCAGCAUGUGGACUCUUUGGUUGGCUUCCCAGAGCAAAUAGGCGACAGACUUUUUGUGGCAGCAGAAGAGAACCGCGUGUUUUUAAACCCAGAUAUUUCUCAGAAAGCCUUGAAAUUAUUCAGUGACGCAUAUGGAGAUUUGGUGCUGGGCUCACUCUGUCUUAGAAACAGGUUUCCACUCCUGCAUGAGCGGAUCACCGAGAUAAAAGCAUUUCAUAGUUUAAAGUCUCUGGAUUUGUUUGGCUGCAGACUAGGAGAUGAUCAUGAGCUGUUCCAUCACCUCACUUCCACGUCACUGGCGAACAGCCUGACUCGGCUGUUUAUUGGUGGCAACCAUCUGUCAGAUGUUGGCCUGCAAAGAUUGACCGCGCCUGUCCGGGUGAUGCAGAAAGGACUGGACUCCCUGGAACUCCUGGAUGUUUCCUGCAAUCCCCUCUCAGAAAUGGCUUUGAGAUACCUUACCUGUCUCCCAAAGCUGGUGAAGCUUGAUGCAUCUGGGACCAACAUGAAACUUGGCACAGGAUUGAAGACAACCGUGUGGAACUUAUUAGGGCUAAUUCAUUCGGAGAAACCACUGAACACCUUUGAUCACUCGGGGUGUAAAACAGAAGGAUGGGCAGAACAGGUUGUAAAUCAGUGGGAAACGAGUGGCUGCCAGACGCCCAAACCGAAGAAAAUGGAAGAGUCAAGGGCCUCAGCACUUCGCUUCUUUGGCAGACAAAAGUUUGUCAGAGAGGUACUGAAUGCAGCACCACUGGUCAGUGAGGAUGGCAAGCAGACCAAUAUGGAGAAAUUACACUUCUACAAACCAACAGGAAACAAUCAUCUGUGUGGGAAAAUGGAUCCAUCCACAACAAAAUGUCUCCAAGCUAGGAAUCCCACCUGUAACGUUGCAAAGACGAAGCAAGAGUCAAGCAAGUGUGACGCUUCUCAUCAAAGCCCUCCGACUAAGACAAAACGCUCAUCCUCAUUAGUUCUCACAGCAGAGGACACGGAGUUGUUGAACAGCUAUUGAAUAAUGGAAUCCUCUGGGCAGCAUUCCAAAAUAAUCAGACAUGGGAGCGGCAGUCAACAUGCUGCAUUCACACAAACUAUUAGCAGUUCACAUAUACGUAACAAAGGAAGUGUUUUGGCUUUAUUUUUUAUUUUAUUUUUUUUAAGAUGAAUAAAAUUUUGUAUUUUGCCAGAG
Molecule: messenger RNA, 1780 nt
Organism: Poecilia latipinna (sailfin molly)
Lineage: Eukaryota; Metazoa; Chordata; Actinopteri; Cyprinodontiformes; Poeciliidae
Gene: lrrc42
Product: leucine rich repeat containing 42
Exons: 7
Coding region: 368-1606 (412 amino acids)
Source: RefSeq, a predicted model, not a curated record